CCCAUCUCUACUCCCCUGUGAGGCCUGACAACCUCCCUGGGAUCGAGACUCCAACUGGCUGGAAAGUGCCCGACAAGUUCCAGGAAUGGAGCUCCAGAGCCUCCAGGAAGCGUUAAAAGUGGGGAUCCAGGGUCAUCAGAACGGCGACCUUAAGAAACAGCUCGUAGAGAGGCAUUCCCGGCUACCGGCCCUAAGCGAGAGACAAGUAAGGCUGGCUCCCGCCGUUCUUCACUCAUCUGCCGGUCCCGAGGCCUUGGGCACCAUUGCGGCAGUGCCCAUUAAAGUUCCUCAGGUCAGCUCCUUGCACAGAUUGGCAGGGCAAGGACCAGCAGCGCUACCUCAGCCGGCAUCCCCAGGAGCCCAUUCUCAACAGCCCUGCCAAGCUGAGAAUCUUAGAAGCAAAGAAUCUCAGUCUCAGACUCAUGACAGCAAAGCCUCUUGGAAUUUCAUCUGCUCAAAGUCAGAGGUCAGGCCAAAGACGUUGAUUCCCGACAGCCUUCCCAUCUCCCCAUGCCGAGAGCGCCCAUCCAAGCAGGCACCAGCCUUCCAGAAGGCUACUGUGGUCAGCAUCAAAAACCCCAGCCCAGCCCUCCCCACUGCCAACAACACCGGCAACCAACCCGUGGCGGAGCCUGCUGCCCUAACCUCCCCCCUGAGUGGGGCUGGGGUCGCCUACGCCAUCAUCUCCACAUCCCCCAGCAAUGCUGCCUCUCCCAUCAAACCCAGCUCGACCACUGCCACUGCCACCACUGUCUCCAUGGUCAGCGACAGCAUCAAGGUCCAGCCUCUCCUCAUCAGUGCCGACAACAAAGUUAUUAUCAUUCAGCCUCAAGUUCAGACCCAGCCUGACAGCAAGGCAGAGACACAGAAGCCUCCAGAAGAGUUGCCUCAGGGAGUCCAGGCUUCUAAAAAGAAGAAAGAAGCAGCUCCUGAUGUCCAGGAGAGUCCAGAGAAAAUCGCCUUCAUGGUAGCAUUAGGCCUGGUCACAGCAGAACACUUGGAAGAAAUCCAGAGCAAGCGUCAAGAAAGGAAGAGGAGGAGUACAGCCAACCCAGCAUACAGUGGCCUCCUGGAGACUGAGCGGAAACGCCUGGCGUCCAACUGCCUGAACAGCCCUUUGUUCCUGUCAACAAGAGCAAAUGAGGAGUCCUGUUGGAAGAAUGAGAUCUCCCAUGAGGAGGUGUGUGUGACAUGUAAGAGAGGCACGGACCUGCAGCCCUGUGGCACCUGCCCGGGGGCCUACCACCUAAGCUGCCUCGACCCCCCACUCAAAACUGCACCCAAGGGUGUCUGGGUGUGCCCCAAGUGCCAAGAGAAGGUGUUGAACAAAGAUGAAAACGUGCCCUGGACAGGAAUGCUGGCCAUUGUUCACUCCUAUGUCACCCACAAGACAGUCAAAGAAGAGGAGAAGAGAAAACUCCUAAAGAGGGGCAGCGAGCUGAAGAGCGAGCACAGGCAGCUGGAAGAGAAGGAUCGGCUCCUGAACUCAGCCGUGAAGAAAUGCCUGGAACUCAAGACCAGUCUGCUCGCCCGGCGGAAGGGGGCUCAGUCAUCCCUGGAGCGGCUCCGGACUCUCCUCCGGCUCAUCCAGAAUGAGCAGAUGCUUCAGGUCACCAUGACCACCACCACUGCCUCUGCCUCCCCACUGCUGGCAGUGCCUUGGAUCAAGCCAGCCGCUGCCUCGGCCACUGUGGCCAUGCACACAGCCCUCCCGCAGGCCCAGGGAAACAACUGAGGCCCAGCAGGGAGUGGACCCCAUGGGGUGAGGGGCACCCAGAAAAUGAGCCUUCACAGACACCCACCUGUCCCAUGUCACCUUCCAAGGGGCCAGCUCCUUGGGAGCCUCUGGUCACCCAGGGCUAUUUGCUUCUGUCCACCGGUCAAGAUGUCAUGAUGAUUUCAGAUGAAGAAAGAGAAGGGAAAAAGGGAAGGGAGGUGGAUGAGGGGCAAGAGAGAAGGGGAAAGGAGCAAGAGAAAGGAGAAAAAAAGGAGGGGGCAAGGAGUGAAAGCAAGAGAGAAGAAGGGAACGAAGGAAGGGUGGAAGGAAGGAAUGGACACAAGGAAAGAAGGGGGUAUGGGAGAGAAGGGAUGGUCCUCUGCUGCCAUACUGAUGAGCAGACAUCUUAACAGUUGUUUGGCUAGGAGGGCAGAACUUAAAGUACAAGACUUAGUUGAUCAUUCUUAGCAAGGUUAGGGUUAGGUUUUAGAGCCAUUGGGGAAGUGAAGCUAGGGAGUGCCCCUUCCUGGGCCCCUUGGGCAGUGAAGGCCCAUCACCAGGGAGUUGUGCCCCUUGACUCAGGGUUGCAGAGGUGGGAGGGCUCUGGAGUUGGGGUCGAGGCUGGUGGCGUCUAUCAUAGGGACACUAGUGAAGCCUCCCCCUACACACUCACACUGACCCUUCCACUAGGAUUCUCAUUGCAGAGAAUACUCUCAUUUACACUGAAGGCCCACGCAUAGUUAGCAUUUCUGGUGGGAUUCUGAGAGCUCUCUGGGAGGACCUUCUGAAGUGCUGGAUGAGCUAGAACCGUUGAGCCUUCAUUCUGCAGGUCCCUUUGACUUCUUUUGCCAUUGAUGCAUUUUUUCUCCUGGCGUUUGGGGGCAUGAUGGAGCCUAGACCAGACGCUGGAGCUCUUCAGCAGGAUUUGGGGCUUUCAAUCAUUUGACCUUGGGGUUGGAGCCUCAGGGGGGGUUGUUGUUGUUUUUCCUUUGAACGAGCCAAUAAAUAUUCCAUUUUUUUCCGUUUCUUGCCAGUAUGGACACUAUGCCAAAAAUACUUUUACAUUUUUGUACUGUGUUUUUAUUGCAAAGAUAUUUAAUGUGAAGGAAAAAAAAUCGCUGCUCUUUCCCUGCAGGGCCAUGGCUGCUUGUGGCCCAAGAUGAAGGUCAACCUGCCUCUGCGGGAGAGAGGCAGCCCAAUUUGAGGGAUCCAGAGACUCUAGGGUUGGGGGGUGGACUGGAUCAGGGAGGAGAAAGAAGAGGAAGAUUGACUUGUGACAUUUCAAGGGUUUGCAGAAGCCCUGAGUCCUCUGGCCAUUCAAAGUUAUGGUGGCAAGAGAUUACAUGAGAAAAUCUCCAGAUGUUUCACAAGUCAGGAUGACUAAGAGUCCAAGGAUCAGCACCAGGGCCUUGCCACUGAGAUGGACCUGGCACUCACCAGCUUUUGCCUAGCUGUUGCCAAUUCUUGUCAUGUCCUCCCACUCAUAUGGCCCAAGUGGCCUUUGGACAGGUGGCGGGAUGAGGGUCUACUGCAUCUGAAGAUCCCACAGUGCCAUAACCCAUGAGCCGCUCCAGGUGCCUCCAGCCAGGGGCUUGGUCUUUACUAACCCAUCAACUGAAGACAGCACAUGGGCCCUGCAACCAUUUUCACCAUUCCGGGAGAAACUGUGCAGAACGUAUGAUACAGAUCUAUUUUAAUACACUCAACACUGGGUUGAACAAGAUUUUUAUAUUCUUUUAUUGACGAACAAAGUGGAUUAAAGAAACGCCAUUGUUAUUGUUGGUGAUUGUACGCCAAUAUUUAUAUACAUCACAAGGGGGCUUGUGGUAGGACAUUUGGUUCAGGUUUUGUGGUCUUUUCUUUCUUCUCGGGUGGAUACGAUGGGAAUACUGGAUGGAGGGACACGGGUGGCGGCCAGCCCCACUGGUGCUGUGUCCUGGGACUGGUCGUGCUAGGCUUUGGUUUUCAUUUUCAUUUUUCUGCUUUGGUUCGGUUUUGCAAAAGGGGACUGUCCUGUGGAUAGUACGCAUAGAGGGGAAAGUGUUUGUCUUAAAUAUGCUUCUGUAGUUUUAAUUCUUUAUGAUGCAUUAAACUC
Dromiciops gliroides (monito del monte) is the source of this 3812-nucleotide messenger RNA. It is a transcript of the gene PHF21B, whose product is annotated as PHD finger protein 21B. The record is from RefSeq and is a predicted model, not a curated record. The transcript is spliced from 14 exons. The coding region runs from base 86 to 1735 and encodes 549 amino acids. Lineage: Eukaryota; Metazoa; Chordata; Mammalia; Microbiotheria; Microbiotheriidae.